AGUUGGUGAUGAUAAGUUACCCUGAUAGGUUGUAAAAAUGUAUUUAAUUAAAUUUUUUUAUUUAACAAUUUUUAUUAUUUCAAAUGUUAACGCCAAUAAUGAUACAUCAGUAAAAAGCGUGGUUAAACAAAAUGAAGAAAGUCGAAUUAUCAAUGGAACAAAAGCGACAGAUGCUCAAUUUCCUUUCAUGGUAUCAUUAAGAAGAGCACUUUCUGGAAAUCAUUUUUGUGGUGGUAGUAUAAUUUCUGAACGAUGGGUCAUCACAGCAGCCCACUGCAUGUUUGAUUCAAAUAAUUAUUUGAUAACUAAAAAAUCAUUGUAUGUUGUUGGAGGAAAAACAAAUAUACUUAUGGCCUCUCAAACUUCACAAAAAAGAGAAAUUUCUAAAUUAAUUGCACAUCCAAAUUACAAUGCAGCCACACUGACUCAAGAUGUUGCUUUGCUAUUGACAAAUCGACCAUUUGAAUUUACACAAUAUGUAAAACCAAUUUCAAUGUCAAUAAAAUUAUCAUCAGUAAAUACCAUGUGUUAUGCAGUUGGCUGGGGUUAUCUCAAAGAGAAUGGAACAGUUAGCAAUGACCUUAUGUUUGUUGGACUUCCAUUGUUGAGUAGCUCAACAUGUCGAAUACUUUUGGGACCUCUGCCAAGAGGUGUGAUUUGUGCAGGUUUUAAAGAAGGUGGAAAAGAUGCUUGUCAGGGAGAUUCUGGUGGCCCUUUGAUUUGUGAUCAUGAAAUAAAUGGCAUUGUAUCAGGAGGUGAAGGUUGUGCACGUCCAAAACUUCCUGGUUUUUAUACCUCUGUACCGUAUUAUAAAUCGUGGAUUAAUCAAGUUAUGCAAUCAAAUGGCUCAAUUUUAAGUAGUAAAAAUGGAGCAAAAUCAAAAUUUAUUUCAUUAACACUUGCUUUUGUUGUUGUAAUUCUAUCGAUGUUUAAUAUUUAAUAAUUUCAAUGAUUGUUUAUUUUUUUAUUGUUAUAAUUAAUAUAUGAAAAUAAAAAAAUUAAUAUCAUGUA
Aphidius gifuensis is the source of this 1011-nucleotide messenger RNA. Its product is annotated as trypsin-3-like. The record is from RefSeq and is a predicted model, not a curated record. The coding region runs from base 38 to 940 and encodes 300 amino acids. Lineage: Eukaryota; Metazoa; Arthropoda; Insecta; Hymenoptera; Braconidae. The transcript has 8 exons. Gene Ontology annotation, biological process: proteolysis. Gene Ontology annotation, molecular function: serine-type endopeptidase activity.